Molecule: messenger RNA, 3463 nt
Organism: Conger conger (European conger)
Lineage: Eukaryota; Metazoa; Chordata; Actinopteri; Anguilliformes; Congridae
Gene: tubg1
Product: tubulin, gamma 1
Exons: 11
Coding region: 139-1494 (451 amino acids)
Biological process (GO): mitotic spindle organization; mitotic cell cycle; microtubule nucleation
Cellular component (GO): cytoplasm; gamma-tubulin complex; microtubule
Molecular function (GO): structural constituent of cytoskeleton; GTP binding
Source: RefSeq, a predicted model, not a curated record
GUACUUCAGUAAGGCGCGUAUCAAGCGGUUUGCCAGUUGUGUUGUUAGCUUGUCACUGAGCGAAGGGAACUCGCCAAUGAAAGAAAUCAACAGCUAAACUGUUUGCAAACAUCCGAGGGAUACCACGAGUAAAAAAGGAUGCCCCGGGAAAUUAUCACUUUACAGUUAGGACAGUGUGGCAACCAGAUUGGAUUUGAGUUCUGGAAGCAGCUGUGUGCAGAGCAUGGCAUCAGCCCAGAGGGCAUUGUGGAAGAGUUUGCCACCGAGGGCACUGACCGCAAGGAUGUCUUCUUCUACCAGGCAGAUGAUGAGCACUACAUCCCACGGGCAGUGCUGCUGGACUUGGAACCCAGGGUCAUUCACUCCAUAUUGAACUCCCCUUAUGCCAAUCUCUAUAACCCGGAGAACAUCUACCUUUCUGAACAUGGCGGUGGCGCUGGGAACAACUGGGCGAGUGGGUUCUCUCAGGGUGAGAAAAUCCACGAAGACAUCUUUGACAUCAUCGACCGAGAAGCAGAUGGCAGCGACAGCCUGGAGGGCUUUGUGCUGUGCCACUCCAUCGCCGGUGGAACAGGAUCGGGCCUGGGCUCCUAUCUGCUGGAGAGGUUAAACGACAGGUACCCCAAGAAGCUCGUGCAGACGUACUCGGUGUUCCCCAACCAGGACGAGAUGAGCGACGUGGUGGUGCAGCCCUACAACUCCCUGCUGACGCUCAAGAGGCUGACGCAGAACGCGGACUGCGUGGUGGUGUUGGACAACACGGCUCUGAACAGGAUUGCCACGGACAGACUACACAUCCAGAACCCUUCUUUUUCUCAAAUCAAUCAGCUGGUCUCCACCAUUAUGUCUGCCAGUACCACCACUCUACGCUACCCAGGCUACAUGAACAACGAUCUGAUUGGUUUGAUCGCCUCCCUCAUCCCUACGCCUCGCCUUCACUUCCUCAUGACUGGCUAUACCCCACUUACCACUGACCAGUCGGUGGCCAGUGUGAGGAAGACCACCGUGCUGGAUGUCAUGAGGAGGCUUCUGCAGCCUAAGAACGUUAUGGUUUCCACAGCCAGGGACAGACAGACCAACCACUGUUACAUCGCCAUCCUCAACAUUAUCCAGGGCGAGGUGGACCCCACACAGGUGCACAAAAGUCUCCAGAGGAUUCGAGAGAGGAAACUAGCCAGCUUCAUCCCUUGGGGACCCGCCAGUAUUCAGGUGGCCCUGUCGAGGAAGUCUCCGUACCUGCCUUCGGCCCACCGCGUCAGUGGACUGAUGAUGGCCAAUCACACCAGCAUCUCCUCUCUGUUCGAGCGCACGUGCCGGCAGUACGACAAGUUGCGGAAGCGCGAGGCCUUCCUGGAGCAGUUUCGCAAGGAGGACAUUUUCAAAGACAACUUCAACGAGCUGGACGACUCGCGUGAGGUGGUCCAGCAGCUGAUCGACGAGUACAGUGCCGCCACGCGCCCCGACUACAUCUCCUGGGGCUCCCAGGAACAGUGACCUCCUCACGACCUCUGCUUCUCUGCAUGUACCAUAGCGGUAGCCAGGCAUGUUGUCACGCAGUCCGGUGGCUUUCCCUCGGUCCGUACGACCACGUUAGGAGCUUCUAAGGCUCAAGUAAUUGAAGCUUCCCGCCCCCCUCCUUGGUUCCACACCCCGUGGGAUGUUGUGUACCUUUGCGCAGGGGUGGUCAACCCAGGGCCUGGAGAGCCGCAGGGUCUGUUAGUCUGCACUUAACUUUAAUUGAUCGAUUAACUCCCCUCACCGGGUUUCUAUGGUCUACACCAGGAAUGGGCAAGGAGGGCCGCAUCUCAUUUCAGACCAACUUCUGCUUAUUUAUUUAAUUAGCCCAAUCGUUUACAUGAUCUGUUCUUUUUAGCCACAUUCCAGGAUAUGAACAGCAGCUGAUAAAUGUUGUUGUAACAUUUUAUUGUGGUCUAAUUUACAAGGCAAGUGAAUUGGUCAUGGUGCAUAUGGUUAACUGCCCAUCCUUGGUCUUCACUGUAAGUGGUUGUUGUCUUUCAGGUGAGAACAAAAACCAGCAGACCCUACGACUCUCCAGCACCAAAGUUGGCCAACUCUGACUUAGUGCCUGAAUCUACUUUAUUGCAAUAUUAGCUACAUACAUUGGCCCCAGAAAUUAUUCACACCCUUGAAAAGAUGAGCAAAGGAUUUAUAAAAUGAGCAGUACUAGUAAUGAGCUACUAUAUAUUGUAUGCUCAAAAAUGGAAAAAUAGUUUUUACAUUACUCAUUUACUCAUAUUUGGUUUCACUAUGGUGGAUCUGAAAAAUGCCCCGUUUGUUAUUUCUAUUUGUACACUGUGUUGUAUCUUUUCUUAUGACCAUGUGAAAAUGCAUGGUCUUUAAUCCGUGCCCUGAAAAACUUGUUCCUUUAAAGGCUGUAGUGUGAAGGAUCUACAAUGUACUAUAACUUGUUUUCCUGUACAUGGCUGUUUCUUUUACAAUCAGAACCAACAACCAGAAAAAUCAAGAGAUCAUUUGUUUCACGUGCUGGUUCAAACAGCCAAACACAGCCAAACACAGGUGGAAGACUCAUGAAUAUUUCAGCAGCAAAUCUGGGUAUUUUUCUGUGGGCACAUACAAGAAGGGAAUAGACUUUCCAUGUUGUGGUUCUAGAUACAGCCAAGUUAUUACUUGUAGUUGUACUGAUUGCAAAUAGACUUGUGUAUUACAGUAGGACUAGCUGUGUAUGCUUGGAGAUUUACCACCUCAUUAAUGUGUGGAGUUUCCUCUACCUGCUAACUGCAUUCCUACCCACAUAAUCCUGAAGGGUUUAGUGUUAUUCGUGAUUCAGUGGUCACAUGACGUCCCUCUCAUUUGUAAUGGUGCAUUAAGCUCUAUACGCUGGAAAAUUGCAUACACCUGUGGUUCUAAACAUUUUGUGGUUCGGCUUGCAUUCUCAAGUGUUCAUAUUCAUUCAGGCUUGCAUGAUAAUCGAAUCCUUUCAAAAAGUUGCAAUAAAUUACAGCAAUUGUGGAAAGCCAAGAAUAGAUUGUAAUUUAGAACUGCAAGUCGGGCAAGACUAUCAGAUGGAAGACAUUCUACAGUAUGGAAACUAUAGAUUCUUUGGGGAAAUAAUUAGGGGUCAACUUUAAACCCUCUAAAAUUGACAAUUGACUUAAUAGGACCAUUAUAUUAUGGGGUUAUGAUGAUUGAAAAUUGUCACAUUUGUUACUCCACUGGCACGAGUUUUGCUUAUUCAUUCAAAAGAGGCGAUCAUCUUCACUCAUACUGCUGUACAUGAAGUGUCAUUUUCUGCUUGUUAUGUGAUGGGGGUGUCUGACCCCUUACCAGAGGCUCAUUGUCUUUCCCAGUUGGCAAGCAGGAAUGCAUAAUUUAGUUUAUGCUUUGAAAAGGUUGUGUGUAAUAAAAUGUAAAAUGCCUGUUGCCCAGAGCAUUUGCAAAAUAUUUGAAUGUUUCUCUUUUAAUAAAAAUACAAUUGAAAGAA